Molecule: messenger RNA, 2411 nt
Organism: Haliaeetus leucocephalus (bald eagle)
Lineage: Eukaryota; Metazoa; Chordata; Aves; Accipitriformes; Accipitridae
Gene: TMC6
Product: transmembrane channel-like 6
Exons: 19
Coding region: 2-2404 (800 amino acids)
Cellular component (GO): plasma membrane
Molecular function (GO): mechanosensitive monoatomic ion channel activity
Source: RefSeq, a predicted model, not a curated record
GAUGUCCCGGCCGCCCUCCAUCACCAUCCGCGUCUCCGAGGACACCGACAGCGAUGGCCAGGAGCCGAGCCCGGACAACGAAGGAGCCCUGCACACCUCCUUCCACCAGCUCAUCCAGGAGCAGAGCAGCUUGGUAGAGGCGGUUCUGGAGCUGGAGAUGCAGGCGAGGGGCAGAGAGCACCCAGCCCGCCUGGCCCCCCAAGAUGCCUGUGCCACGGUGUGGCAGGAGCCUGGGCAGGAUGAACAGCAUCCUGGUUACUCCUCCGCCUCCCUGCGGAUCCUCGCCAACAUGCCCAGCCGUACCAUCGGGCGCAGCCGUGGGGCCAUCAUCUCCCAGUACUAUAACCGCACAGCCCGGCUGCGGCGCCGGAGCAGCCGCCCACCCCUGCAGCAGCUCUGCCACACGGCGCGGCCCAGCCUGCGGCAGUACGACCUGGAGACUGACCCUGCCAGGGCCACGCUGGAAGGUGAGGACAAGCGGAGCCUGCUGGUGAAAGAGCUGCUGAGCCUCUCACCCAGCCAGCGCAGCCACAUGCUGCUUAAUGUGCCCCUCAGCCUGGCAGAGAAACGCACCCUCCGGCAGGAGCUGAGUGGGCAGAGGGGCCCCCUGAGGCAGCACGCCCAGUGCCGGGCCCCCUCCUCUCUCUGCGGAUGGUCCAAGGACUACAUCAUCCUCGGCUGCCGGGGCCUCUGGUACAGGCUCCUCUCCCUGCUCCCUGCCGCGAAGCCCUGGCAUUAUGCCCUGAAGCAGAUUGGUGGCCGCUUCGGCUCCAGUGUCCUCUCCUACUUCCUCUUCCUCAAGACGCUCCUUAUGUUCAACAUCAUCUCAUUCCUCAUUCUCCUGGUCUUCGUGGUGGCCCUGCAGGCUGCGUAUCCCCCUGCCUCCACCAGCCCCCAGUCCUUCACUGGCCUCGAGCUCCUGACUGGAGCGGGCUACUUCACUCACUCACUGCUAUACUACGGCUACUACAGCAACGUCACCCUCAACGACCCCUGCGCCUCCAGCCCCAAUGACAGCGCAAGCCCCCUCACAGCCCCCCCGCUCCCAUACAACAUGCCGUUGGCCUAUGUGUUCAGUGUUGGGGUCUCCUUCCUCGUCACCUGUGUCCUGCUGGUGUACAGCAUGUCCUGCUCCUUCCGGGAGAGCUACCGUGUGGGCAGCUCCGCUGGGGACCUGGCCGUCAAAGUCUUCUGUGCCUGGGACUUCAAGGUGAUCCAGAGGCGCUCAGUCAAGCUGCAGUGUGAGAACAUCUGCACCCAGCUGAAGGAGCUGCUCGCGGACCAGCAGUCCCGCUCCCGCUCCCUGAGCCUUUGCCAGCGCCUGGGGCACUCUGCUGUGCUUCUCCUGGCCUGGGCCCUCUCGCUGAGCACAGUGCUGGGCUGCGUACUGGCUGUGCACUACUUCUCAGAGCACAUGCACCAGGACCACCGAGCAUGGGGCAGCAGUGAGCGGCAGCAGGAAGCCAUCCUGCUGGUCCUGCCCUUCAUGGUGUCUCUCCUCAACAUGCUGAUGCCCCACCUGUACAACUUGCUGGCGACGUGGGAGAAGCAGGACUCCCCCGUGGCACAGGUCUAUGUGGCAAUCUGCAGGAACCUCAUUCUGAAGAUGGUGGUCCUCGGCCUGCUCUGCUACCAGUGGCUCAGCCGGAGAGUUGUCUGCUCAACAGAGGAGUGCUGGGAGACAUGUGUGGGGCAGGACCUGUAUCGCUUCGUGGUGAUGGACUUCAUAUUCACCCUGCUGGACACGCUCUUCGGGGAGCUGGUCUGGAGGCUGAUCUUGGAGAAGAAGCUGAAGAGGAAGCAGAAGCCCGAGUUUGACAUCGCCCAAAAUGUGCUGGAGCUGAUCUAUGGGCAGACCCUGACCUGGCUGGGCGUUCUCUUCGCACCGCUCCUGCCAGCCGUGCAGACACUGAAGCUGCUGCUGCUGUUCUAUAUCAAAAAGACCAGCCUGAUGCAGAACUGCCAGUCCCCCAGCAAGCCCUGGCAAGCAUCUCACAUGAGGACUGUCUUCAUCACCCUUCUGUGCUUCCCAUCCUUCCUGGGUGCAGCCGUCUUCCUCUCCUACACCAUCUGGUCGGUGCGGCCGUCAGAAACCUGUGGUCCCUUCCAGGGGCUGGAAAACAUCUACAAGUCAGGGAAGACCUGGGUGCAAGUGCUGGAGAAGUCCAACCCGAACAUCACCUGGUUCGCGUGGGUCCACCAGCACUUGGUGGAGAACACCUUCCUCCUGUUCUUUGUGUCUGGGGUCCUGCUAGCCGUGAUCUACUUCAACAUCCAGGUGGUGAGAGGCCAGCAGAGGAUCAUCUGCCUGCUGAAGGAGCAGAUUGCCAAUGAAGGGGAAGAUAAAAUAUUUCUCAUUCAGAAGCUUCACUCCGUUUACGAGCAGAGAGAGAGACGCACCUGAGUCCCAG